AUGGAUCUCUCCGGAAGAGGUGGUGCCGUCGGAGUUUGGGUGAUGUAUUGUGCAAGGGAAGAUGUGCACCCACAGAAUCAAUCUCAGGCGUUCAUCGUUCUGAGGUUUUUCCAUCUCAUCUCUAAAUUCAUUAUGAUGAAUCUUUUCGCAAUGAGCAAAGUAAUUGGAGACGAAGUCAAGAACUCUCCGUAUAGACGCUACAGGAACGACCCUGAGGCUGGUAACAGUAGCCGAGAGAUUUAUGAGGACGAAGUCAACGGUCCAGGACCAUUCGAUAUUGUUCGAACUAAAGGUGCUCCACUGGAUCAGUUGCAGAGAUGGAGACAAACUGCACUUGUGCUGAAUGCUUCUCGCCGAUUUCGAUAUACGUUGGACUUGAAAAAAGAAGAUGAGAGGAAGCAAAUUAUUGCUAAGAUUCGAAUGCAUGCUCAAGUCGCUAGGUCUGCUGUUCUCUUCCAAGCUGCUGGCGAAGGAGUGAAUGGUAAUUCUCAUUCUUUGUACUGUGAGCCUGGUGGCGAUUUUGAUGUUAGCUUAAAUGAGCUAUGUUCAAUGCCCCAAGAGCAUAAUCUUUCUCUGCUGGAGCAACAUGGAGGGGUCAAAGGAGUUGCUGAUAAAGUAAAAUCAAAUUUGGAAAAAGGUGUAUCUGGAGACGAGACUGAGCUCAUAAAUAGAAAAAAAGCUUUUGGAUCAAACACAUAUCCUCAGAAAAAAGGCAGGAGUUUCUGGAGGUUUCUCUGGGAGGCUUGUCAAGACACAACUCUGAUUAUCUUGAUGGUUGCUGCAGCUGCUUCUUUGGCACUGGGCAUAAAGUCUGAGGGUAUAAAAGAAGGUUGGUAUGAUGGGGGAAGCAUUACCUUUGCUGUACUUGAAGUUAUUGUUUAUACAGCUGUAAGUGAUUACCAACAAUCCCUCCCAUUCCAAAAUUUAAAUAAGGAGAAGCAAAAUAUACACAUGGAGGUCGUUAGGGGUGGGAGGAGAAUUAAGAUUUCUAUUUUUGAUAUAGUUGUUGGUGAUGUUGUGCCUCUCAAAAUUGGUGAUCAGGUCCCUGCAGAUGGAGUUCUAAUCGCUGGUCAAUCCCUUGCGAUUGAUGAGUCAAGUAUGGCUGGGGAAAGCAAAAUUGUUCACAAGGAUCCAAGGGCACCAUUUCUUAUGUCUGGAUGCAAGGUUGCUGAUGGUUAUGGUACCAUGCUGGUAACAAGCGUUGGGAUAAAUACAAAAUGGGGAUUACUGAUGGCCAGCAUAUCAGAGGAUAAUGGUGAAGAAACACCAUUGCAGGUACGAUUAAAUGGGGUUGCAAAAUUUUUUGGUAUUGUUGGGCUUGCCAUGGCUGUAGUGGAUCUGAUUGUCCUUGUGAUUAGCUAUUUUAUUGGGAAAACCAGCAAUCCAGGUGGUCAAACCCAGUUCCGAGCAGGGCAGACUAGCAUUAGUGAUUCUAUAGAUGGCUUCAUAAAGAUAUUCACUAUUUCAGUGACAAUUGUAGUUGUUGCAGUACCUGAAGGGCUUCCAUUGGCUAUCACUAAGAUGCUUGCCUAUUCAAUGAGAAAAAUGAUGGCGGACAAGGCCUUGGUCAGGAGGCUAUCAGCCUGUGAAACCAUGGGCUCUGCAACAACUAUUUGCUGUGAUAAAACCGGGACCCUAACUUUGAAUCAGAUGACUGUGGUUGAUGUGUUUGCUUGUGGGAAGAAGAUUGAACCCCCUGACAAUCAGUCACUACUUCCUCCUAAUGUUAUGUCUCUGCUUCUUGAAGGCAUUUCACAGAAUACAACUGGCAGGAUAUUUGUCCCUGAGGGUGGUAAAGCUCUGGAGAUUUCUGGAUCACCAACAGAAAAGGCCAUCCUUCAGUGGGGCAUUAAUCUUGGGAUGGAUUUCGAUACUGUUCGAUCAAAGUCACUAAUAAUCCAUGCUUUUCCGUUCAACUCAGAGAAAAAGAAAGGUGGUGUCGCUCUAAAACUGUCGAAUUCUGAGUUUCAUGUACACUGGAAAGGGGCUGCAGAACUAGUCCUUGCAUCUUGUACCUAUUACAUGGAUUCAAAUGGCUGCAUGGCGCAGAUGGAAGAAGAUAAGGUAUCAUAUUUCAAGAAAGCAAUUGAAGAUAUGGCUGCAGGAGGUCUACGCUGUGUUGCUAUUGCCUACAGGUCAUACGAGAUGGAGACGGUCCCUUCUAAUGAGGAGGAAACGGAGAAUUGGCAAUUACCAGAAGAAGACCUUAUUUUACUUGCCAUUGUCGGUAUCAAGGAUCCUUGUCGACAAGGUGUCAGAGAUGCGGUUCAGUUGUGCAUUGAUGCCGGUGUUAAGGUAUGUAUGGUUACUGGAGACAAUCUUCAAACGGCAAAAGCAAUAGCGGUAGAGUGUGGGAUAUUAGGAUCAAAUGGAGAUGCUACCGAGCCAAAUCUCAUUGAAGGAAAGGCAUUCCAUGCCAUGUCUGAGAUGCAGAGGCUGGUAGUGGCUGAUAAAAUUAAGGUGAUGGGUAGGUCAUCACCAAAUGACAAACUCUUGCUCGUACAAGCAUUGAGGAAGAAGGGUCACGUUGUUGCUGUUACUGGAGAUGGUACUAACGACGCUCCUGCACUACAUGAGGCCGAUAUUGGUCUUGCAAUGGGUAUCCAUGGAACAGAAGUUGCCAAAGAGAGCUCAGACAUCAUUAUAUUGGAUGAUAAUUUUGCUUCAAUAGUGAAGGUGGUGCGGUUUGGUAGAUCUGUUUAUGCCAAUAUUCAGAAAUUUAUACAAUUUCAGCUCACUGUUAAUGUUGCAGCUCCUAUAAUCGAUGUUGUAGCCGCAGUUUCUGCUCGUAAUGUCCCGUUAAAUGCAGUGCAGCUUCUCUGGGUAAAUCUUAUAAUGGAUACACUAGGGGCUGAAGCACUAGCAACGGAACCUCCUACUGAUCCUCUGAUGCAUAGGCCUCCUGUGGGUAGAAGGGAACCUCUCAUUACUAAUGUCAUGUGGAGGAACUUAAUAAUUCAGGCUCUAUAUCAAGUGGCUGUUCUCCUAAUCCUGGAUUUCUGGGGAAGAAGCAUUCUGAAUUUAGAGGAUGAAUCGGAUGACCGAGCUUUCAGAGUGAAGAAUACACUGAUAUUCAAUGCAUUUGUCUUUUGUCAGAUAUUCAAUGUGUUGAAUGCUAGAAAGCCUGAUGAGAUCAAUGUGUGGAAAGGGGUUACCAAAAACCGUCUUUUCAUGGGAAUAGUUGGACUUAUAGUAGUUCUCCAGGUUAUCAUAAUAUUUUUUCUUGGGAAGUUUACUUCAACAGUUAGACUCAAUUGGAAAUUGUGGCUUGUUUCCGUUGUGAUCGGCAUAAUCAGCUGGCCUUUAGCCAUUGUUGGGAAGCUUAUUCCUGUUCCAGGGAGACCUUUCAGUGAUUUGUUUAUGAAGAAAUUACGUAUAGAAAGGGAAUCACGAGGUUAAAUACUGAGGAAGUGGAAAAAGACAGCUUCUGGGCUCAUCUUUUUCCGUAGGCAGGGUGCAAUAUAGCUAACUUAAGUUGUAAUGUGGGGUACAAAGUUGCUUCUGUUCAUACAGUGAAGUUGUAAUGUGCUCUUUAUCAACUAAUGUUGAUAUAUAUGAUCAAUAAAUUAUUUUUAUGUGAGAACGGUUA
Olea europaea var. sylvestris is the source of this 3589-nucleotide messenger RNA. Its product is annotated as calcium-transporting ATPase 9, plasma membrane-type-like. Gene Ontology annotation, cellular component: intracellular membrane-bounded organelle; membrane. Gene Ontology annotation, molecular function: calmodulin binding; ATP hydrolysis activity; P-type calcium transporter activity. The transcript has 36 exons. The record is from RefSeq and is a predicted model, not a curated record. NCBI's taxonomy places the organism in Eukaryota, Viridiplantae, Streptophyta, Magnoliopsida, Lamiales, Oleaceae. The coding region runs from base 1 to 3399 and encodes 1132 amino acids. Gene Ontology annotation, biological process: calcium ion transmembrane transport.